Molecule: messenger RNA, 2183 nt
Organism: Limanda limanda (common dab)
Lineage: Eukaryota; Metazoa; Chordata; Actinopteri; Pleuronectiformes; Pleuronectidae
Product: Golgi phosphoprotein 3
Exons: 4
Coding region: 212-1093 (293 amino acids)
Biological process (GO): Golgi vesicle budding; Golgi organization; retrograde vesicle-mediated transport, Golgi to endoplasmic reticulum
Cellular component (GO): cytosol; Golgi cisterna; trans-Golgi network
Molecular function (GO): phosphatidylinositol-4-phosphate binding
Source: RefSeq, a predicted model, not a curated record
UAUUAGAUUGACGCUACACUGCUGCGGACCAAGUCGGGGAAGACGGACAGUUUCCCAGAUGUCCAGGGUCCCCAGGCCGCAGUAGUCAGUUUGCAAAACACAGAAGGUAACUGCUGUAUGGUUGACAUCAACUAAGUGGAGUAAACAUCUCGGGCAGCGUCGUCCGGGGCGUCUUGUUUUCGUCGUCGUUCAGCUCACUCGGCCGGCAGACAUGACUUCCUUGACUCAGCGGAGCUCGGGCCUCGUGCAGAGGCGGACCGAAGCCUCGCGCAACGCCGCCGACAAAGAGCGUCCGUCCGCCGAGGAGGACGACGAGCCCCGGCGAGGAGACGAGCAGGAAGAAGACGAUCCCGGAGACUCCAAAGAAACACGCCUCACCUUGAUGGAAGAAGUGCUGCUGUUAGGCCUGAAGGACCGAGAGGGCUACACCUCGUUCUGGAAUGACUGCAUUUCAUCCGGUUUGCGAGGGUGCAUGCUGAUUGAACUGGCCCUGAGAGGACGCCUGCAGCUGGAGACGUGUGGCAUGAGGAGGAAAAGUCUGCUGGCCAGGAAGGUAAUUUGUAAGUCAGAUGCUCCAACAGGUGACGUGCUACUGGAUGAAGCCCUGAAACACAUCAAAGACACCCAACCACCAGAAACUGUGCAGAGCUGGAUCGAACUGCUCAGUGGAGAGACGUGGAACCCCCUGAAGCUUCAUUAUCAACUGAGGAACGUCCGUGAACGGCUGGCCAAAAACCUGGUGGAGAAGGGUGUCCUCACUACUGAGAAGCAGAACUUUCUGCUUUUUGAUAUGACCACACAUCCUCUGACCAACAACAACAUCAAGCAGCGCCUCAUCAAGAAGGUCCAGGAGGCUGUACUGGACAAGUGGGUGAAUGACCCUCAUCGAAUGGACAAGCGGAUGCUCGCACUCAUCUUCUUAGCUCAUUCCUCCGAUGUCCUGGAAAAUGCCUUUGCCCCGCUGCUAGACGACCAAUAUGACCUGGCCAUGAAGAGAGUGCGGCAGCUGUUGGAGCUGGAGCCCGAGGGGGAGAGCAUGAAGGCUAACACCAAUGAGCUGGUAUGGGCUGUGGUGGCUGCCUUCACCAAAUGAGUUCACUACAAAAAGGACAGCAAAGCAGUUGUGGCAUUCAAGUGGCAUUGUGCAUUGGGGUGGGAAUCACAAUACUGACACCAAUAUGGUGACUUAACGGACUUACAGUUUACCCCAGCCUGGACUUUUGGAAUGGGCUGCGCUCUAUUCUUGUUCCUCUGUCUAUCUCAUUUUCUUUUACUUCCAGAUAACUGUCCUUGUUAAUCCGCCAUGGUCCCUUUCCCCAUGUGUCCUUUAUGUGUUCACUUUUGCUAAAAAAAUUAAUAAUAAUAUGGAACUUUAAAUGAAGUGGUUGGUGGUGAUAUGGGUGUGGCUGAAAUCAAGAUGUUGAUUUAUAUCUUUCUUUUCUAUGGGGUAUAUCUUUAACACAGUUUCGAGGUACAGUAUGUAUGGCAGAUGUUACUUGAGGUACCAUCCUAACACAUCUAAUACAUAGGCAUGAAAGUUUUUAAAUCGGUAUCUUCUUUCAAAUGUGAUAUGUAAGGAUAUGAUUUGUCACAGCAUUGUUUUACUUUUAUAUCAAGUACUGGGGGAAAACUAAUAUGGUCAGAUCCAAAAGUUUCUAACUAGUACUGUGAACUUUCAACAUUUUUAAAUUCCAGUUUUUUACUCUGUCCAUUUUCUUAAUCCAUCUCAUCUCAUCCAUCCAUUAUAAUGGAUAAAUACAAAGGACAAGAUUCUCCCAGCUACAUAGAAAUGUUGCCAGUAUAUAACAGGGCUGACAUGUACAAGCAGAGAAACUUUCAGACCUGCAGAGAUUUUAGAGUUUAUAGGUCACUUACCUGCAGGGUCAGGUCAAAGAACCAUUGAGGAAAAGCACAAGGGCACUUGAGGGAAAUUAUUCUCUGGGCUGGGCAAUGGGCUGGGCAAUUAACCAAAAAUGUAUGGAAAUGACAUUUAUAACCUCUAACCGACUUAAUCUUGAUCAGGUCGGUUAAUUUGGUUAAUACUAUACCCAAUGUGUGCAUUCAAGAACUGUCAGGUCUCUUCUACAUACCUUUUGCUGCUGUGGUCAUUGUACCGUACCGUCCUCACAUUGACACGUUAACAAUAAAAACACUUAUAGGAAGUUAUUAGGACACACACAGGA